Messenger RNA from Cuscuta campestris, 1509 nucleotides. NCBI's taxonomy places the organism in Eukaryota, Viridiplantae, Streptophyta, Magnoliopsida, Solanales, Convolvulaceae. The record is from the annotation of a GenBank genome assembly.
GCAGCCUCAGGGCAGUUUAUUAAUUUCUCUAAGUCUGCAAUCUGUUUUAGCCCAAAUACAGGCGCCACGGAACGAGGUAUCAUUUGUGCCACUCUCGGGAUUAUGGAGAAAGAUAACUUAGGGCGGUAUCUUGGUCUUCCUGCCGCCAUAGGACGGAAUAAAAGAGAGGUUCUAAGAACCCAAGACGACCGGAUAUUCAAUGGGUUUCGGAUAUCAUAAAGGAUGGUGCUUGGGAUUGGCAAAAAAUAGAUGAACUUUUCGAGGCUAGGGACUGCCGGCUUAUUCAGUCCAUUCCACUCGUGGAAACUUCUCAUGUGGAUAAACAAAUUUGGGCUUGGAACCAAUCAGGUCUCUACAGUGUAAAGAGCGCAUAUCGGAUGCUUACAUGGGAUCAAAAUCUAGCAGCGGGCAGUGUGAUUUCAUCUGUUUGGCGGAAGUUAUGGCAGGUACGCACUCUACCUACUGUCCGAAAUCUAAUUUGGAGGGCUGCUAAUGAUAUUCUGCCUGUGCUCAAGUCUCUGGCGAAGAAAGGACUCCCGGUCCAGACUGUGUGCACUUUGUCAAGAAGAGGAGGAGACAGUUUUCCACCUUUUCAUAAGCUGUCAGUUUGCAAAACAAGUGUGGAUGGCUUCUGAUCUUGGCUGGUACACACCUAAUGUCUCUAAUUUUAUAGCCUGGCUUGAGAAGCUUUUUAAUCUUUUUAAUCAACAAGACCAGGCCCUUGCACUACACAUUCUUUGGAUGAUUUGGGGUGCUCGUAAUGCUAAGGUAUGGCAGGCAGUGCAACCUACUCCUGUGGGUACAUGGCUUAAAGCGAAGAGGAACUUUGAUGAUUGGUGGCUUAUGGCCAAGCCGCAAUUAACGACGGAUCUGCAGAGUAGUGGAAGACGCAUGUGGGUGCCACCACAGCUAGGUUUCAUAAAGGUCAAUGUUGACGCGUCCACGGGUUUGGUUGAUGGAGUGGUGGGAAUGGGCUUUAUUGCUCGCAAUGACGUUGGAGGCUUCAUGGCGGCAAAGAAUAUGACCAUUAGAUGUAAUUGUGGUCCAAGGGAAGCAGAGGCAUUGUCGGUAAAAGAAGCUCUUAGUUGGAUUAAAUCGAGAGGAUGGACACACAUGGAGGUUGAGACAGAUUGUAAAGACGUUGCAGAUGGGCUCAAUAAUUCAUCACAAGAUUGGUCUUAUUUCUCUUCAAUUAUUGAUGCUUGUAAAACUCUUGUUGUCUCAUGUAGGGGAGUUUUUUACUUCCAGUUUGUAUAUCGCUCUGCUAAUGAGGCAGCACAUGUAUUGGCGCGAGCUUCUCAUUCUUCUCAGAGCUUGGGUGAAUGGGUUCAUUUACCCCCAGAUUUCAUCGUUCCAUUAAUUUAAUGCAAUCUUUGGUUUUCAAAAAAAAAAAUUAUUGGUUAUAAUAAAAAACAAGUUCAAGAAGUCAAGUCAAUGUGUAAUUAAAGUGCGAAGCAUUGCUUCUAAACUUCUACUAUGCACUUUCAAAAUUAAAUAUGCAAAACAAUU